Capronia coronata CBS 617.96 is the source of this 2295-nucleotide messenger RNA. RefSeq lists its product as uncharacterized. Lineage: Eukaryota; Fungi; Ascomycota; Eurotiomycetes; Chaetothyriales; Herpotrichiellaceae. Gene Ontology annotation, cellular component: VCP-NPL4-UFD1 AAA ATPase complex. The coding region runs from base 1 to 2295 and encodes 764 amino acids. The transcript has a single exon. Gene Ontology annotation, molecular function: polyubiquitin modification-dependent protein binding. The record is from RefSeq and is a predicted model, not a curated record.
AUGGCCUCGCCGUCAGACACCCUGAGAUGGUCAUCCCAGCUUCAAGUUUCCCCCUCGAAUCGCAAACUGGUGGGAGACAAGAUCACCUUGCCACCAUCUGCCCUCGAAGCCCUUCUCGCCGCCGCGCCCGUUGUUUCUGUUCAGAACAGCUCCUCUAGGAAUCUCACAUCCGCGUUCGACCCCUUCAACCCUUAUUCCUUCGCCGCCGAACGUCAUGCACGGGCCGUAUUCGAAGAUCGUCAGCAGCAACUACCUCAUCCUCUCACCUUUCGCAUCGUGAACCCUCGAAAUGGUAGAGCCGUAUAUGCGGGAAUUCAGGAGUUCUCUGCCUCGGAGGGUGAUAUUGGGUUGAGUGCAGGUCUAAGGGAGGCAUUGGGUCUUCGAGAUGGAGCAUCAUUACAACAAUCGAGAGAAAGCACGCCCAGUGGCGAUGUGCCUAUGGUCAAUGGGACGGACAGCCCAAAGCCGGAGACCGUCACGAUACAUGCGAAACAAUUGCCCAGGGGAACAUACGUCAAGUUGAGGCCUUUGGAGGCCGGCUACGACCCUGAAGAUUGGAAGUCACUUCUGGAGCGGUAUCUCCGAGACAACUAUACCACACUUACUCGGGGUGAAAUCCUCGUAGUCCCCGGUCCACGCCAUGAGCGGUUUCGCUUCUUGGUCGACAAGUUUGAACCAGACGAGGAUGGAAUAUGUAUCGUCGAUACUGACUUGGAGGUGGAUAUCGAGCCGCUGAACGAGGAUCAGGCUCGAGAGAGUUUGAACCAAUUGCUGGCAAAGAAGAAGCGGCAGCAGGAGUCCGCAGAGGGUACUUCGCCUGGAGGCCUUCUCAUUCUGGAACAUGAGGUUCAUGGAAAGGUACUCCCGGGGGAUUAUGUGGACUACGAAUUGAAGCAAUGGGACCGUGGUCAAGAACUCCAAGUCAUCCUUGAGGUCCCCGACCACAACGGCAGCCUCGAUCUUUUGGUUAGUCCGUUUUCGUCGCGCCAGCGGUCCAAGCCUCGAGAGGAUGAAUACGUUUUUGGAGACUUGAGUGGGCGACCGAACAAGCGGCUGAAGCUCUCGCACACAAGUGUUGAUCUCGAGGAGGCCGAAUCGCUUAAUCUGGCCGUGCACGCCUGGCGCGAUGCCGAAAUCGAGUCCACAGACGCAAACCGGCCGAUCGCAUACACUCUCCAAAUUACAGCAGCUCCAGAGCCCGAUAUACAGCCCGAUACCUCAGACAGCGGCCCAUCUGAGCUCUCGCCUGACGACGUGGUCUGUAAGAAUUGUCGUCAGGUUGUACCCAAACGAACGCUACCGUUGCACGAGGCGUUCUGUUACCGCAAUAACAUUCUCUGUCCCAAAUGUUCCAAUGUCUUUCUGAAAACCUCUGAAGCAUGGAAAAACCACUGGCACUGUCCUCACGACGAGGAGCAUGGUAAUGAUGCCGUGUCCCGACAGAAGCACGAUUCCUUGUUCCAUCCACCUACACCGAUCCCAUGCCCUGGCUGUGACUUCAAGGCUUUCAACGUGCCCAUUCUGGCUCAGCAUCGCACAACCACCUGUCCAGGAAAGGAGAUACUGUGUCAGUUCUGCCACCUCGUGGUCCCUCAACAAGGGCCUGACGAUCCUGAUUUUGCGGACCCUGAGGUCCUGAUGUCGGGACUCACUCCACACGAACUGGCCGAUGGUGCCAGGACAACUGACUGUCAUUUGUGCGGCAAGAUAGUCAGGCUACGGGACAUGAAGACGCAUCUUCGACUUCAUGAUCGCGAACGAUUUUCCCGGCCAAAGCCCAAACUCUGCUCCAACGGCUUGUGUGGCCGGACCAUCAGACCUGACGACGAGAUGAGGGUUCAGAAGGAACAGUUGGGGCUGUGCAACGAAUGUUUUGGCCCACUCUAUGUGUCCACCUACGAUCCCGAAGGCAAGAUGUUACGGAGGAGGAUCGAGAGAAGACUCCUGCAGCAGAUCAUGGGCGGAUGUGGCAAACCCUGGUGCCGCAACAGUGACCUGUGUAAGACCGGACACAAGAAUGUCACGGGUGAAGAUAGGGUCGUGUCGGCAAAGGAUGGGUUGCCCAUGAUCAAGCCCAUCAUGGACCAGUUGUCGGAGGGAGUGACUUCUGGGUUGGUGUUCUGUGUGGACGAAGCCAGUCAGAAUCGACGGAAUCUAGCAUCCAUGAUGAGCAGCGCAGGAGAAUACGAGCUGGAGUGGUGCGUCAAGGCGUUGGAGGAGGAGAAAGGCGAUGUCAACAAUGCCACGGAGUGGUUGAAGAAUCGGGCUCCCAAGAUUGGGGAGACGGUCCAUUAA